Orycteropus afer afer is the source of this 3042-nucleotide messenger RNA. RefSeq names its product glutamate ionotropic receptor NMDA type subunit 3B (gene GRIN3B). The transcript has 8 exons. Gene Ontology annotation, biological process: ionotropic glutamate receptor signaling pathway; monoatomic ion transport; synaptic transmission, glutamatergic. Lineage: Eukaryota; Metazoa; Chordata; Mammalia; Tubulidentata; Orycteropodidae. Bases 1 to 3042 code for a protein of 1013 amino acids. Gene Ontology annotation, cellular component: plasma membrane; postsynaptic membrane. The record is from RefSeq and is a predicted model, not a curated record. Gene Ontology annotation, molecular function: NMDA glutamate receptor activity; transmitter-gated monoatomic ion channel activity involved in regulation of postsynaptic membrane potential.
AUGGAGUUUGUGCGGCGCGCGCUGUGGCUCGGCCUGGCGCUGGUGCUGAGGCCCGGUCCUGCCCACGGCCACCCUCAGCCGUGCGGCGAGCUGGUGGGCUCUGGGGGCUCGCUGCGCCUGGGCGCCUUCCUGCCCCGCGCGCCCGCCGCCCGCGCCCGCGCCCGUGCCGCCCUGGCCCGGGCCACCUUGUUGCUGCCGCAGCUGUCGCACAACCUGAGCCUGGAGUUGGUGGCCGCCGCGCCCCCAGCCCGCGACCCCGCCUCGCUGGCCCGCGGCCUGUGCCGAGCGCUGGCGGCGCCGGGAGUGGCGGCGUUGCUAGCCUUUCCCGAGGCGCGGCCGGAGCUGCUGCAGCUGCACUUCCUGGCGACAGCCACCGAGACCCCUGUGCUCAGCGUGCUGCGGCGGGACGCGCGCGCGCCCUUCGGCGCCCCGAGCCCCUUCCACCUGCAGCUAGACUGGGCCAGCCCCCUGGAGACACUGCUGGACGUGCUGGUGUCCGUGGUGCAGGCCCACGCCUGGGAGGACAUCGGCCUGGUGCUCUGCCGCGUUCGGGACCCCAGUGGCCUGCUGGCCCUCUGGACACGCAGGGCCGGUCGGGCCCCCAAGCUCUUGCUGGACCUGAGCCGGCCAGACGCUGAUGACGCAGGGCUCCAAGUACGCCUGGCCCCUCUAGGGGCGCUGGCGGGGGCCGAGGCCCCAGUGCCCGCAGCUGUGCUCCUGGGUUGCAACGCUGCCCACGCCCAGCAGGUGCUGGCGGCCGUGCCCCCAGGGCCCCGAUGGCUACUGGGCACACCGCUGCCUGCCCGGGCACUGCCCACCGAGGGCCUGCCACCCGGGCUACUGGCAGUGGGUGAGGUGGCCCGGCCCCCACUGGAAGCCGUCAUCCAGGAUGCUGUGGAGCUGGUGGCGCGGGCAUCGGGCAGAGCAGCCCACUUGCAGCCAGAGCGUGCCCUCCUCCCCAGAAUAGUCAGCUGCACUGAGCUGCGGCCAGCCGGACCUGAGUCCUUGGGCCGCCUCCUGGCACGGUUCCUGGCCAACACCUCCUUCCAGGGCCGCACAGGGCCAGUCUGGGUGACAAGCACGUCCCAGGUGCACAUCUCUCGACACUUCAAGGUGUGGGGCCUCCGCCAGGACCCACUGGGCACCCCGGCCUGGGCCACAGUGGGCAGGUGGUACGACGGGAGGCUGGAGCUAGAGCCAGGGGGCACUGCUGCGAGGCCCCUGCACCCGCCGCGCACCCAGGCCCGGCCCCGGCUGCGCGUGGUGACGCUGGUGGAGCACCCGUUUGUGUUCACCCGUGAGUCAGACGAGGAUGGCCAGUGCCCGGCGGGCCAGCUCUGCCUGGAGCCCGGCACCAAUGACUCGGCCACGCUGGACGCACUGUUCGCCGCGCUGGCCAACGGCUCGGUGCCCCGUGCCCUGCGGAAGUGCUGCUACGGGUACUGUAUCGACCUGCUGGAGCAGCUGGCGGAGGACGCAUCCUUCGACUUCCAGCUGUAUAUUGUGGGUGACGGCAAGUAUGGCGCCCUGCGCGACGGCCGCUGGACAGGGCUGGUGGGUGACCUGCUGGCCGGCACGGCCCACAUGGCGGUCACCAGCUUCAGCAUCAACUCGGCCCGCUCCCGCGUGGUGGACUUCACCAGCCCCUUCUUCUCCACCAGCCUGGGCAUCCUGGUGCGCACGCGCGACACCGCCUCGCCCAUCGGCGCCUUUACGUGGCCCAUGCACUGGACCAUGUGGGUGGGCGUGUUCGCGGCGCUGCACCUCACCGCGCUCUUCCUCACGCUGUAUGAGUGGCGCAGCCCCUACGGCCUCACGCCCCGCGGCCGCAACCGCAGCACGGUCUUCUCCUACUCCUCAGCCCUCAACCUCUGCUACGCCAUCCUCUUUGGGCGGACCGUGUCCAGCAAGACCCCCAAGUGCCCCACCGGACGCUUCCUCAUGAACUUGUGGGCCAUUUUCUGCCUGCUGGUGCUAUCCAGCUACACGGCCAACCUGGCUGCUGUCAUGGUCGGGGACAAGACCUUCGAGGAGCUGUCGGGGAUCCACGACCCCAAGGUGGGGCACCAUGUGGUGAGGGGGGGCCUGGGUCUCAGAGCUGGGAGCAUGGACACCCACCCUCACCCACCCCAUCCCGAACCAGGAACCCCUGCCGCACCAGCUGUUCACUCCUGCAAUACUGAGCAUCUGCGAAGCGACCCUUCCAAACUUGAUGCCUUCAUCAUGGACAAGUCCCUCCUGGACUAUGAAGUCUCCAUCGACGCCGACUGCAAACUGCUGACCGUAGGCAAGCCGUUCGCCAUCGAGGGCUACGGCAUUGGGCUGCCCCAGAACUCGCCGCUCACCUCCAACUUGUCCGAGUUCAUCAGCCGCUACAAGUCCUCGGGCUUUAUUGACCUGCUGCACGACAAGUGGUACAAGAUGGUGCCUUGCGGGAAGCGGGUCUUCGCCGUCACGGAGACCCUCCAGAUGGGCAUCUACCACUUUUCGGGUCUGUUCGUGCUGCUCUGCCUGGGCCUGGGCAGCGCCCUGCUCAGCCUGCUGGGCGAGCACGUCUUCUACCGCCUGGCGCUGCCGCGCAUCCGCAGGGGUAACAGGCUGCAGUACUGGCUACACACAAGCCAGAAAAUCCACCGGGCCCUCAACACCGAGCUGCCAGGAGGGCAGAGAGGCGAGAAGCCCGAGCCAGACUCGAGAGAUCCUGCGGAGCCCCACCAGCAGGAGGCGGCGGCGCUGGAGGCAGGCUCGGGCGGCUGGAGGCGAGUACGCCGCGCCGUGAGGACCGAGCAGCGCCGCGUGCGCUUCCUGCUGGAGCCCGAAGCCUCGGACGUCGACGCGGAUGCCGGGCCGCCCGAGGGCCCCGUGUGGCUUUGUUCCAACGGUCGCGCGCCAGCCCCGCAGCCUGCAGGUGCCCCAGGCCCGGGGGAGUUGGCGGCGCUGGAGAAGCACAUAACCUGCGUACGCGAACGGUUGCGCCAGGCGCUGCUCCGGCGCGGAGAGCUCCUGGCCCAGCUCGGCGAUGGCGCCCGUGAGCCUCAAUGA